Molecule: messenger RNA, 973 nt
Organism: Vanessa atalanta (red admiral)
Lineage: Eukaryota; Metazoa; Arthropoda; Insecta; Lepidoptera; Nymphalidae
Exons: 2
Coding region: 1-894 (297 amino acids)
Source: RefSeq, a predicted model, not a curated record
AUGGUGAAUAAGGGACUCAUUAUUUUUGUCGCUUUCGCCGCAUUCACAUUUGCCAGCGAGAUUGAAGAUGCCGAACAGAAAAAGCGGGGAGCGGGAAAAGCCAAUGCAUUGAACGCAAUCCCAACGGGGGCUCAAAAGACUGAUUAUAAUUACAAUAUCUAUCCCAGCGGCCAAAACCCAAGUCAAACUUAUCAAAGCCAAGUACCAAAUUCUUUUUAUCCUAGUCAGACUGCAAGCCAGUACUAUUCAUCUUCAAAUGCUCCUGAAUCAUCUAUCUCCAAUGCCCAACACACACAGGUGUCAUCUCCAACGACUCAAUCACAAUUUGUUCCCAUUAAUUUCGUCCCCAACCCAGGUUAUCAAUCUAAAUACCAACUUCUACCACAAAAGUCAAAUGGCAAUGUCCAGUUAGCCAUUAUACAACAGCCUACGAUUUCACCAGCACCAAUGAUACAGUACCCUCAUUCCUUUUUCGCGCCAAACCCUGCAAGCCACAUCGGUCAAAGUACAUUAUUUGGACCUCUUGGUCAAGGACAUUUUAGUUUUGCUCCAAGUUACCAACCAUUACAAUUUAGCAGCCAUUUUCUGAGUCAACCUUCUGGAAUGGUGGUUCUGCCACAAUCUCAUCCAACUUUGUAUAAUAAUUUAGUGUAUCCUAACCCCACUCAGAGCUUUUACAACUAUUAUCCUUCAUCUUCUCAAGCGAAGUAUAGUUAUGCAUCUGGUGCGUCACCCUCGAAUGAAUACGAAAAGCUGCAAUCUUCAGUUCCACAAAGUUCUCCAAAAGAAGAUACCGGCAAUUACGUGCAGAGUGCUGACUAUGUGACGUCAUCAGAUUCAAAUACAGGUUAUAAGAGUGCGUAUAAUACUCGCACUUCUUAUUCAAAAAUUUAAAGAUAAUAAUUUUUCAAUACCAAAUGUUACCAUUUAUUGUUGCCAUUUAUGAAUAUAAAUCAAAUUAUUUAUUAGAUAA